Messenger RNA from Vigna angularis (adzuki bean), 626 nucleotides. Its product is annotated as basic blue protein. The record is from RefSeq and is a predicted model, not a curated record. Lineage: Eukaryota; Viridiplantae; Streptophyta; Magnoliopsida; Fabales; Fabaceae. Bases 69 to 437 code for a protein of 122 amino acids. Gene Ontology annotation, cellular component: plasma membrane. Gene Ontology annotation, molecular function: electron transfer activity. The transcript is spliced from 2 exons.
UUUCGACUCACAUUGAUAUUCUAAAGAUUGGUGUUUUAUUUUGCAAAAGCAUAUAUAGAAAAGAAAAGAUGGGUCAGGGAAGAGGCUUCAGUGCAAUCAUCGCAUCGUUGUGUGUGUUGGUCCUUCUGUCUGAUAUGGCUCAUGCAACAACUUAUGUGGUUGGCGAUGACAAGGGUUGGGCCUUUAACACAAGCAAUUGGCCAGGUGGAAAGCAAUUUAAGGCUGGUGAUGUACUAGUAUUUAAUUAUAAUCCUUCGAUUCACGAUGUGACGAAAGUUGACGUGAAUGGAUAUCACUCAUGCGAUUCUUCAAAAGCAUUAGAAAAGCAUCGUUCAGGGCAUGAUCAGAUCACACUUGCCUCAGGAACAACCUAUUUCGUCUGCUCUAUUCCUGGUCACUGCCAGCAAGGGAUGAAAAUUGCGAUUCAUGCUAAAUGAAUUAAGCUUAGUUCAUAGCCACCUAUGUCUUUUUUAGCACCUUUUUUUCAUCAUUCUUUUCUAGGAUUUUCUAUGUAUCAUCCAUUUUGGUUGAACAUAUGUAGAAAUGGGUGCCAAAUCUAGGUGGGUGCAUGUGAAUUGAUUAAGAUAAAAUGACUUCUGUCACAAUAAAUGAUAAAUCUUUAUAUA